AUGUCGGGCGUCCGGUCCCAGAACCCUUACGACAUCCUUGGCAACGAUGAGGUCGACGAGCCACAGCCGCCCGCCAAGGCCUUAGACAAAAAUGCUCCGCGCCACGGCAAACGCGAUGCCCCCGUGCAGCCCCGUGGCAGCAAUCCCGCUCUCGCCCGCGGUGGCCAGCGCUACUCCGGCAAUGAACGAGCUCUCCGAGACGGCGCCGCUGGCUCUCGUGCCAACCGCUCCCGCCCGACCGAAGACGAGCCUCGCUCGGGCCCCGCCCAUGUCGGUGGCACCAAGAACCGUGACCAGCGCGGCCACCUCAUCCGUGACGACCGUCGCUCCAAGACCGACCGGACCAUCACCGGAAAGCAGCUCGACCAGGGCUGGGGCGCGACCACCGGCGAGUCCAACAUGACGGACGAGAAGGCCGGCGAAGCCAUCGCGAAGAACGACGAGAAGGAAGCCGCCGCGGCGGCGGCCGAGGAGGGUGAAGGCGGCGCCACGCCCGACGACAAGGAGCCCGAGCCGCAGGACAAGACCAAGUCCUACGCCGACUACCUGGCCGAGCUGGACCAGAACAAGCGCGACGACCUCGGCAUCAAGGAGGCCCGCAAGCCCAACGAGGGCGCCAAGGUCGACAAGAAAUGGGCCGCCGCCAAGGAGUUCAAGCGCGACGACGAGGACGACGACUACAUCAAGGGCCGCGAGGAGAAGGCCAGGCGCGAGAAGCAGCGCAAGGAGAAGAACGUGCUGGACGUCGACAUGCGCUUCGUCGAGCCCGCCCGCCGCGGUGGUGACUUCCGAGGCCGUGGCCGUGGCGGCGCUGACCGCGGCGGUCGUGGAGGAGGAGGAGCUCGUGGCGGUGCCCCCGGCGGCGGUCGUGGCGAGUAUCGUCCCCGCGGUGGCGCUGGUCCCCAGGGCCCGACCGUCGACGAGCGGAACUUCCCCUCUCUCGGCGCCAAAUAA
Messenger RNA from Ophidiomyces ophidiicola, 954 nucleotides. RefSeq lists its product as uncharacterized. The record is from RefSeq and is a predicted model, not a curated record. Lineage: Eukaryota; Fungi; Ascomycota; Eurotiomycetes; Onygenales; Onygenaceae. The coding region runs from base 1 to 954 and encodes 317 amino acids. The transcript has 5 exons. Gene Ontology annotation, molecular function: RNA binding. Gene Ontology annotation, cellular component: cytoplasm; nucleus.